AGGCAAAAUCGUUAAACUGACCUUUUAGAGCUAACAAGGUCAUCUAAGGUCACAAUAUUGAAAACUGCUAAUAAAAUUGCAUAGAAAAAGUUUACAGGUGGUGUUUUGUCUCAAUCAGCCCUGUUGUUCCUCAGUUAUAGAAUGGCUGCAAGGAUGGCGGUCGAUUAGUGUUGUCCGUCCCAAGAUUCUUGUCCGUAUUUAUAGUCACCGUCAGUCACCGUUAUGGUCACCGUGGUCCGUCCGAGCAGCUUAUGGCCAGGAAUGGACGCAUAAGCAAGCAAGUACUUAUUUAUCCGUCUGUGCUGCCAGCGCUGCCAGGCAGCUAAUGUUUCUUUGGAAAGAAGGAAAUCUGUAAAUUGGCACCAGUGAUUCAUUUAUAUUAUCAAAAUGCCAAAUCGGAAGAAGUUUAAUGCCAGAUUUCCACCAGCCAGAAUCAAGAAGAUAAUGAGGACUGACAAGGAAGUGGGGAAAGUUGCUGCGCCAGUUCCAGCAGUGAUCUCGCGCGCCCUGGAGCUGUUUGCUGAGCAGCUGCUGCAGCGGGCCGGCGAGGUUACUCUGUCGCGCGGAUCCCGCACGCUCAGCCCCGCACACCUGAAGCACUGCAUUCAGACGGAGCAGCGGUUCGACUUUCUGCGCGAGCUGGUGGAGGAUAUUCCGGACGCCACUGAGUCAGAGGAGGCGGCCGGCUCGUCUUCGGCGGCCGCCAGGACGGCGGCUUCAACUUCGGCCGCCGCCGCAGCACGGUCGGUCGGCCGUCCACCCAAGUACCUGAAGAUGGACAUACCACCGCGUGGCUCGGUACCGUCCAGCACCAACGGCCCGCCACACAGCGCUCCCCCCGGCCGUCCGCCGGUGCCGGGACUGAUCCACACCUCGCUGCUGGGCCUGACCGGCGGCGCCGUCUCGGCCGCCGCCACCGUCCCCGGCGAACCGUACUCGCCGCUCGCUCUGGCCACCAGCGUGACUCCGCAGCCGCCGCCGGCGCACGGCGGCCCGGCGCAACCACCGGCACAGCCGCCGGCGGCCCACUGCGGGCCGGCGCGGCCGCCGCCGCUGGCCGUCCGCUACGGCAGCGUGACCGACACCGACGGGCCGGAGGGACUCUGAGGGAUGCACGGAGGGACUCUGAGGGACGCACUGAUAAACCGACAGGAUGUACUUUUGAUGGCUUGGCAGAGCGGCCCGAGGGACUCUGAGAGACCGACAGGAGGACGACCGAGAGACGCUGAGGGCUUGACGGAGCGGGCUCGGAGGGACGACAGAGCGACUCGACGGCCUUUGGUUGAUUGACAGAACGGCCCUGCGCCCUAUGAGAGACUCAGGAGCUCGACUGCCCCUGAGGGACUCGCAGAGCCUGAUCGCGUCUGCUGCCUUGUCGGCGUCCGUCGCACCCCCCCCCCCCCUGACCCGGCCGGCGCCCGCCCGAGCAGCGCGGACCAAAGUCACCCCCCCCCCCCCGCCUCUGGCGGUCCGGCCUGCAGCGGCUGCCGGCUCUGUGUUAGCCAUGGCGCCGCUGUUUCAAUUUGUACAAUAUUUUGAAGCGUUAUCAGUCAAGGGUAAUACAGUUUCUUUGUAUGCGAUAA
This is a messenger RNA of Amphibalanus amphitrite, 1583 nucleotides long. RefSeq names its product dr1-associated corepressor-like (gene NC2alpha). NCBI's taxonomy places the organism in Eukaryota, Metazoa, Arthropoda, Thecostraca, Balanomorpha, Balanidae. Gene Ontology annotation, cellular component: nucleus; negative cofactor 2 complex. Gene Ontology annotation, molecular function: transcription corepressor activity; core promoter sequence-specific DNA binding; transcription coactivator activity. Gene Ontology annotation, biological process: positive regulation of transcription by RNA polymerase II; negative regulation of transcription by RNA polymerase II; transcription by RNA polymerase II. The transcript is spliced from 7 exons. The coding region runs from base 388 to 1107 and encodes 239 amino acids. The record is from RefSeq and is a predicted model, not a curated record.